AUGAUGGUGAGUUCAAAUUUAAAAAUUGCCAUUGUUCAUGCUCGUUGGAAUGCACAUAUCAUUAAAGCUUUAGUUGAUGGUGCUAUUAAAAGAUUAACUGAAUUGGGUGUUAAAGAAGAAAAUAUCUUUGUUGAAACUGUUCCAGGUUCAUUUGAAUUACCAUUUGGUACUAAAAAGAUCAUUUCUAAAUUAGCUAAACAAGGCAUUCAAUUAGAUGCAGUUAUUCCAAUUGGUACUUUAAUUAAAGGUUCCACUAUGCAUUUUGAAUAUAUUUGUGAUUCAACUACUCAAGGUAUAAUGAGAUUAAAUGAACAAUUAGAUAUUCCAAUUAUUUUUGGUGUCUUAACUUGUUUAACUGAUUUACAAGCUGAACAAAGAGCUGGUUUACAACCAGGUUUACAUAACCAUGGUGAAGAUUGGGGUGCUGCUGCUGUUGAAAUGGCUGUUAAAUUUGGUAGACAAUAUUAA
Messenger RNA from Hansenula ciferrii, 468 nucleotides. It is a transcript of the gene RIB4, whose product is annotated as lumazine synthase RIB4. NCBI's taxonomy places the organism in Eukaryota, Fungi, Ascomycota, Saccharomycetes, Phaffomycetales, Wickerhamomycetaceae. Gene Ontology annotation, biological process: riboflavin biosynthetic process. Gene Ontology annotation, cellular component: mitochondrial intermembrane space; riboflavin synthase complex; intracellular anatomical structure. The coding region runs from base 1 to 468 and encodes 155 amino acids. The record is from RefSeq and is a predicted model, not a curated record. Gene Ontology annotation, molecular function: 6,7-dimethyl-8-ribityllumazine synthase activity. The transcript is spliced from 2 exons.